Molecule: messenger RNA, 240 nt
Organism: Aspergillus welwitschiae
Lineage: Eukaryota; Fungi; Ascomycota; Eurotiomycetes; Eurotiales; Aspergillaceae
Exons: 3
Coding region: 1-240 (79 amino acids)
Source: RefSeq, a predicted model, not a curated record
AUGCAGUUCACUCUCAUCACCGCUUUCGCCACUGCCUUCCUGGCUUCUUUCGUGGCCGCCAACCCUGCUCCCGCCCCGGCUCCCUUCGAGAUCGGCAUCGGUGCUAACGCUGCCGCUAACGCUGCUGCUGAGGUCGCUGCCAAUGCUGGCCUGGGUGCUGGUGCUGCCACAGGGACAGGGUUCUCUGGAGACCAUGUUGCUACCUUAGUACCGGCUGUGCUGUCGGUGUGGAUAAUAUGA